UUUAGACAACGACAACAUGGCCUUGAACGUGAGAAGUCGUGUUCUUAAAUUUUUUCAACUCAAUGGGCUAAUUUUGAGGAGUGAAGCUAGUAAAUACCUUACUGAAUUCUUAAAAGAUUUUGAAGAAAAAGAUAUUUUGAAAUGUUUAGAAAAAAUUAUUACUAUAAUUCAGAGACAGCCAUUGGAUGCAGAGUUUGUUACAAAAGAAUUAGUUGAGUUAGCCAUAAAAGAAUGUUCAGAUAUUGAUGAAGAUGGACAAAAAGAUUAUUUUAGUGUUAUUGAUGCAUUUUCUUUUCCUGCCUUCAUAUAUGAUUCUGAAAAAAAGAAAUUUUUUCCACGAUCAACAUCAAAUGGACCUAAACUCUAUGGGGAUGCUGAUUCAAAGAGUAGUAUUUUUAUAGAAAGAUAUAAAUUGAUACAUCAAAGAACAAUAAGUCAUCAGUUGUUUAUGGCACCAGUGUUUGAAAAUAAUGGUUCUUCCCAUUCACAGUCAUUUUCUUUAAAAUCUGUAGAAUAUUUAUUAGGCACUACUGCUAAACAGGGAAAUUUAUUGGUUUUGGGCAUGUUGACUCAGUUGAAAGAGGUAAGUCAUUUUCUCGAAGAUUUUUCAGUACACAUUGACAUUAAUAAAUAUAUUUAUAAAGGUGGACUUUUCACUGAAAACUGCUUUGUUCUUGCUGAAGGAUAUUGUGAAGAUAGCAUUUUUCAUGUUUCAGCAUUAGGGUUUCCACCUCCUGAAACUUCGCAGACUACUCUGAAAAGAUUUGAAUGUCUAAAUUUAUGUGGAAAUAUUUCUGCAAAUAAGUUUAUAAAGUUAAAAGCUUUAGAAAAAAAUCAUCAAGAUGCAAUGUUUGUAUUCUUAUCUGAUGUAUGGUUGGAUAAAAUACAGGUAAUGCAGAAACUUAGAGUUUUAUUUGCUGGUUAUUCUGAAAUGCCACCAACAUGUUUUGUAUUCAUGGGUAAUUUCCUGUCAACCCAUGCAGGAUAUUCCCAUUUUCAAACUACUAAAGAUGGUUUUAAAAAGCUGGCAUCUCUUAUCAGUGAAUUUCCAAGACUAGUUGAAAAUUCCUAUUUUGUAUUUAUCCCUGGUCCAAAUGAUCCAGUUUUGUCUCAUAUUCUUCCAAGGCCUGCCAUACCUAAUACAUUUCUUGAUGAUUUUCUAAAGAAAGUACCAAAAGCUGUAUUUACAACAAAUCCUUGUAGAAUACGAUUUUACACUCAGAAUAUCCUUAUAUUCCGAGAAGAUCUAAUUGCUAAAAUGUGUCGAAAUAGUGUUUAUUUUCCAUGGGAACAUGAAAAUGACAUUGAUAUACCUACAUUAUUUGCAAAAACUUUAGUAGCAAAUGCUCAUCUUAGUCCUUUACCUUUGGUAGUUCAGCCUAUUUAUUGGGAAUGGGAUUUUGCUCUUUGUUUGUAUCCGCUUCCUGAUGUAAUUGUAUGUGGUGACAAAUAUGAUCCCUACUGUGUAACAAAUACUGAUUGCAUAUUCUUUAAUCCUGGUUCUUUCCCAAGAUCCAAUUUUUCUUUCAAAGUAUACUUGCCAGGAAGCAAACAAGUUGAAGAUAGCCAAAUAACAGAGACUGAUUAAUGCAUUUUAAUAUUUGUAUAUACAAAUGUCUUUUAUUUAUAUAAAUGCUAUAAAUCU
This is a messenger RNA of Centruroides sculpturatus (bark scorpion), 1645 nucleotides long. It is a transcript of the gene DNApol-epsilon58, whose product is annotated as DNA polymerase epsilon subunit 2-like. Gene Ontology annotation, molecular function: DNA binding. The transcript is spliced from 11 exons. The record is from RefSeq and is a predicted model, not a curated record. Gene Ontology annotation, cellular component: epsilon DNA polymerase complex. Gene Ontology annotation, biological process: DNA-templated DNA replication; error-prone translesion synthesis. NCBI's taxonomy places the organism in Eukaryota, Metazoa, Arthropoda, Arachnida, Scorpiones, Buthidae. The coding region runs from base 17 to 1588 and encodes 523 amino acids.